This is a messenger RNA of Hyposmocoma kahamanoa, 1202 nucleotides long. Its product is annotated as gustatory receptor for sugar taste 64f-like. NCBI's taxonomy places the organism in Eukaryota, Metazoa, Arthropoda, Insecta, Lepidoptera, Cosmopterigidae. Gene Ontology annotation, biological process: sensory perception of chemical stimulus; detection of chemical stimulus involved in sensory perception of taste. Gene Ontology annotation, molecular function: taste receptor activity. Gene Ontology annotation, cellular component: membrane. The transcript has 9 exons. The record is from RefSeq and is a predicted model, not a curated record. Bases 3 to 1202 code for a protein of 399 amino acids.
AAAUGGUAAACCUAAUAAGGGAAAUUAAAGAUAUGACCAGACCGUCUUUAGAGAAACGUCUUCAAGUAGCAAACAAUAUAGGAUUGCAUGCAACUCUACGAUAUACCUUACUGUGUGCUCGUGUAAUGGGAUUUCUACCUUUGUCUGGACUAACGAGCUUCAAUGGGCGUGAUGUCAGAUGCGCCUGGAAAAGUCCUUAUUCAAUAUACUACGGUCUCAGUAUAUUUGGUCAGACACUAACAUUCAUCUUAAGCUUUGUCUGGCUACUCGAAAAAGGACUAUCUUUGAGAACUGUUUCUACAAGCGUAUUCUAUUCCUCAAGUUUUCUCUCUUGUAUGAUUCUGGCUCACAUAGCAAAAUGUUGGCCACACUUUUUAACUAAUGUGGAAGAUAUGGAAACAAAACUGCCGCCAUUCACUAGAAACGUAUCCAAAAUGAGUAAUGUCACUGUCACCUGCAUUUUUCUCUUGGCUGUAGUUGAGCAUUUGUUGUCAAAGAUGUACUCCUAUACCAUGACAAACGCUUGCGUCAACUGUUCCAUAGACGAGACUUACUUUUCUGAGAAUUUGCAGUGGGUCUUCGAUCGCACUCGUUAUACUUUGUGGAAAGGAUUGUUGGUGGAGACGAUCAAUAUACAAUCAACCUUUUUGUGGACAUACAACGAUUUGUUAAUUAUGAUACUGGGCAUCUAUUUAUCCGAACAUUUUGUUGAGCAUACCCGACUACUAAAACAGGCUCUCCAAGAACAAAAUUUUUCAGUUGAAGAGUUUCGCGUGCAACAUUUAAGAAUUGUGCAUCUCGUGAGGCAGUUUAAUAAGCUAUUUGGUAUCUACAUUCUUCUUUCUUUUGGAUUUAAUCUAUAUUGGAUUUGUAUGCAACUAUUUUACAGUUUGGACACACUUCGCAGGCUGGAAUAUGCUAUCUAUUUCACUUUCUCAUUAUCGUUUUUGGUAGCCAGAAUUUUGAUGGUAUGGCUUCUGUCUGCAAACGUGCAUUCCAAAUCCAAUGGAUCUAUACUACUUUUGUAUGAAAUACCGACACACAGAUUUGACGUAGAGGUACAGAGGUUCAUCGAUCAAAUAAACAACAUAAAAAUUGGACUUAGUGGUUUAGAUUUCUUCUUCGUCACAAGAAACAUGAUUUUAACCCUCUUUGGCACCAUCGUCACCUAUGAAUUAGUUUUGCUACAAUAUAACAGAUAG